UUGACCCAUACGAUUCACGCUCUCCCUCACGGAGGAAAGGUUUUCCUCGUUCAUUUUUGUUUUACUUUUGCUAAUUCCUCUUCCUGUGGUUAUAAUUUAAAUCCCUCAAGCAUAUAGUUAGCAUAAUCGGUAGAGUACGCUGCUUGGUAGUAAUUAGUUUUGGAAUUUAUCAUUGUCCUAGUGCUUCAAGCAUUUAUUAUUUGCAAAUACCACCAUCGCAUCACGAGUUUCGCAUAGAGCAAAUAUUUCGAACGAAAAAAAGUGCAAUUAUAAUUAGAAUUUGCGUAGCAUAAUAAGUUGCCUUUUGGAGAAAAAUUAGCCGAUGCAAAUUUUGGCAGCGGAGCAGCUCGAAGUGUGUACAUUUUGAUUUUUCUACGCUGAAACGAAAAUAGCCAGUCUUUUGCGUAGCAAGCACUCUGAAGAGGAAGGUGAAAAGAUAGAAGAAAAACCAAGUGGUCAUGGGAGAUCAAGUGAAGCGCAAGAAUGUGACCAAAGUGUAAAAAAAAAAGAUUAAAAAUUUUCCAUACUGUGAAGAUAAUCAGAUUAUGUAAUAAUUUUUGCCAAAACGAAGAAUAGCGGCUGCAGUCAGAAAGUGAAACGAAAAGAAAGGUUAAAUUGAGUGCACGUUAAACAAUCAGUAAUAACCUAGUCAUUUCGGUCAGUGGUGCGCGAAAAGGAAAAAUAGAGUGAAAAUUGUCGAAACACUCGGUGGCCGGUAUCUUUCACGGCAGCGAGGCGAGAAAUAGAAAUAGCGGUGAAAACUGAAAGUUUUUUUUUUGCUAGAAAAGCAGUUACUAGUGAACGGGAGGCAGGCAUCUUCCAUAUUGGAAGCAAAAAGGCAGGAAAGAAAACAAAAGUGAUCAUCGGCUGCAGUUCCAGAAGGAAAAAAGCCUACUACCAUUCACAAUGGCAACGGUUAACAGUCGAAUUGAGCCAACCGGUGGCAGUUUUGGGCCCCGGAAAACGUUGAUCAUAAUGGUAACGGUGGUUGGAUGUAUUGCGAUUCUGUGGCCUAAGGUUUUCUACCCAAUGAUGGUUGGCCCAACACAGACAAAGAGUGUGGUCAAGGAUCAUCGCGGAUCAGGUUGUUGCGAUGUUGUGUUGGAUCAGGAGGAAACUUUUGCCAACAUGUCGAUCAAUAUCCCUAGCCAGCAGAAUUUGUUCCGCAAGCGGAACAUUGGACCCACGGUGGAAGACAGCAGUAUACGACAAGAACGACCACCACACCUCCGGCCAGACACAAUUCAUCCUGCCAUGCGAGAACGUGGCCGAGCGAUUCCCCACGUUGGAUCAGUACACAGCGAGCGACCACAGUCAUCACCCAGGAUCGUUGAGGGCAGGCCCGGUCCCAUACCUGGUAUGCGCCCGCCUAUGGGAGCUGGAUCGCAUCAGUCUACAAAAUCCGCCAACUCAAUGGGUUUCAUAAUGCCACUCUAUACCAUCGGUAUUGUUUCAUUCUUCAUCUACACAAUACUGAAACUCAUAUUCAAGAAAACGCCAGUCACGCCUUACCCAGAGAUAAAACCAGACACGACCUUUAGGAAUGAGGUCUUCACCACACCAGACCCGUAUAUCAAGCGACCCGACAUUGGAACCACUAAACUAGGACAACCGAUCGCAAAUGGAGAGAACGGUGCCCCAGUUUCAGUGGGACCAGUGUCCAACGGUAGCGCUAGCACUAACUUUAGCCACUCGGUACAGGCGGAAAUCAGCGUUGACUAUCAACUGCUGGCCGCAAAGCCGGAGCCAAGUCCUGCGACGACAGACUCAAGCGUAGAGGAUGAGCCGUUCCUGGUUACCGCCGCUCCAGUAGAGCAGGGCAAAAGUGGUGAUGCUAGCAGCGCACCGGAAGAGACGAACAACGAUGAAUGCGUACAGCCCGAGUACGAUCCUGCUACCGAGAAGGUAGUUGACGGAAUCGUAGAGCAGAAGGUUGUACGAUUGGACGAAGAAGGAACGAGCAAUGAGAUUAUCGAGCAAGUAGCUAGUCAAGUGGUAGAAGAAGUUCUACAGGAAGCAGAAAGUAAGAUCAACGAAGCAGCUGAAGCUGCAGCUGUUGAAUUGGUAGACAAGGUAGUCGAGCAAGCGGAAACCGCAUCUCUUGUGGCUGAUAUCGAUGAAUCUGCAGAGAAAGGAGAACCUAUUACAUCGGCUGAGGAAUCAAUUGUCUUAAAUGCUCUAUCAGAGGCUGUUGGUGAGCAGGUUUCAGCAACGCAGGAAGAAGUUGUCUGUGAGGCAUCAGUACCGGAGGUGGUUGACGAAGUUGAACCGAUUCUGAUUUCAAAGGAAGUCACAUUUGCAGAAGCGGCUCACGAAGUUGUUUCCGAAGUAACAGAGCCGUCCGAGAAACCGCAGGAAGACAAGAUUCAAUCAACUGAAACUGAAUCAAUUCAAGAAGAAACAGCUGUUGAAUUGACUGUAUCGGAAGCUGCUACAACGGACGAAGUCAUUCAAGUAUCAGAAGAGGCUAUUGUUACAGACGAUGUUUUUGAAACUGCUUCUAAGGUAGAGGAGUCGAACGAGAAACCGCAGGAUAAAGAGGGUGAACCAAUUGAAGCUGAAGUGACACAAGAGGAAAUUGUUAUCAAAUUAUUCGCAUCUGAAGCUGAACAAUCUAUCCAAGAUUCUGAAGAAGCUACUUUUGUAGUUGAGGAUACUGUAGAACAGGAUGUCGUAGAACCAAUGGAAUCCAAAGUGACGCAAGAAGAAUCUACUGAAGUGACACAAGAGGAAAUUGUUAUCAAAUUAUUUGCAUCUGAAGCUGAACAAUCUAUUCAAGAUUCUGAAGAAGCUGCUGUUGUAGUUGAGGAUAAAGAAGAACAGUCAGAGCAGGAUGUCGUAGAACCAAUGGAAUCCAAAGUGACGCAAGAAGAAUCUACUGUCGAAGAACCCGUGUCAGAAGCAGUCAUCGUGGCUGAACCAAUACUUGCUUUAGCCGAUGAAGUUGUUCCGAAGGUAGAAGAUGUAGCUGAGACGUCACAGGAAGAGUUGGUUGAACCAACUGAAUCUCAAGUGGUACAAGAAGAACCUACUGUCGAGAUAGCUGUAUCCGACGAAGCAACUGUCGAAGAUGUUCUUCAAGCUUUGAAGGAAGUUACUUUUGCUGACGAAGAGCAGGUCAAGAAGUCGCUGGAUGGAGUAGAGGAGGCAUCUGAACAAGCAGCAGCACAAAUAGAAGCUUGUGAAGUACUAUCAGAAUCGAGAGUUACUUUUGUCGAUGAAGUAGUUGAAAUCGUCAGCCCAGUAUAUGAAUCGAUCGAAAAAGAUACACCAAUAGAAGCCGAAACCACAUCUGAAGCAACUAUUAUUGCUGAAGAACCGGUUGAAUCGUCGAGAGGAGUAACUUUUGAAGAUGAAAUAGUGGAAAUUGUUUCAAAGGUAGAUGAAUUGGUCGAGAUACUACCGGAAGUAGUGGACGAACCAUCUGAACUAACAGUUGUGACUUCGACGGUCGAUGUUGUGGUGGAUAAUUCCACAUCAACAGAUGCUGAAUUAUCGAUUGAUGAUGAAGAAGCCACAAUCAAGGCGCUAGCAGCAAAUAUGGAAGAGGCAAUUGCUCAACAAUCGGAAGAAGCUGAAGCUAGAGCAGUUGCUGAAGAACUUGUCAACGAAGUAUUGGAACAGGCAGAGAGUAUUGCAAACGAAACAGCUGAAGUGGACUCGUUCGAACUUCCCAGCUUUGACCCAGCUACACAGAAACUAGUUGAUGGUGAAGUCAUCAAUCGUUUUGCUCCUGAAGAUGUGCUACCACAGAUUGCUGGUGAAUCGUCUUCUGUUGCAGAACCAGCGAUAGAAGAAGUGGUUGAAAAGGUGUCCGUUCAAGAAGUCAGCGCUUUCAACACUGAAAAAUUGCCAAUGGAAAGUCCUGUCGAAAUUGAGGAAGCUGUCUCCGAGGUUAACGUUGAUGGUGAAGACAGUGGAAAGGCAUCUGAUGAAGUUGAAAAAGAGAUUACUCAGACGGAGGCUUUCAAAAAAGAAAUCGUACAGGAGAUUACCGUGCAAUCCGUUGAAACUGAAGAGAAAGCACCAGCCAUUGAGGAACCCGCAGAGAAAGUAGAUGCUGAUGAAUUAUCAAAGAAUUAUGUGGAUGAGAUCAAGGAAAGCUCUUCUGAACCAGAAUUUGUUGAAGAAACAAUAAUUACAGAGAAGGUUGAGACAAUGGUUGAACCAGCGCAGAUCGAAACAUCGCAUGAGCAAAAUGAACUUGAAGCAGUUACUAUCGAAAGUAAUUUAACUGCAGAAAGUGAACAGCCUAAAGAAGCUUCUCAUGAGGUUGCCUCUUGCGUGGAAGACAACGAAUUGGAUCGUGAACAGCCGGUUGAAGAAGAUGUCAUUGUGGCAGAAAUCACAGAAUCAACUGAAGCAGUUUGUGAAGCGGUACAAGAAAGCGUAGUCAAGCCAUCUCCGGUUGAAUCAACAACUGCAUCAGAUGCUGUGGAAGAGUCAAUUAAAUUUUCCGAGCCUACUCAAACUAUCGAAGGUAGUGUAUCAGUACCAACGGUUAACGAAGAACCUCUGACGUCUGAAAACGCCGUCAAUGAUGGAACAAACGUUCAACUGGAUUCGGUAGUUGAGGAAAUUACUUCUGUUAUCUCGAAAGUGAUCGAUCCAGUUCAGGAAAUUAUAACUGUCACUGAAACGACUGCAGAUGCUACUUCAAUUAAUGAAUCUUCUGAAGAAGUAUCUACUACAGUAACUGAUAGUGAAGCACUUCCAGAAAUAUCUGAAACCGUCUUUGAAGUUCAGUCGGGAGAUACCGAGGCAGCAUCGGUUGUAGAGGAAUCUGUGAGCGCCAACGAACCCAGCACGGAAGAGCAGAUUACUGUAGAAGAAGAAACUGUUGUUGAGUCAAACCAUGUGGUGGAAGAUAAUUCCAGUGUACUGGAGACUCCAGUUGCAGUUACAUCUGUCGACGAGACUAAGUUGGUUGAAAUUUCUGUUGAACAGCAAGUAGAGGUCAAUGAAACUAGUGAAUCAGUCACAGCCCAUUCAGUAGAACAUGAGGUGCCUCUUUCAGCAACUCCCGGUAAGAUUCGGAAAGAAGAACCAGCUUUGGAAUCUGCUACAUCUGUACAAGUAGAUGCAGUGAGCAGUGAUAUUCAAAAAGAAAUUAAUGUUGUGGAGGUAACUGACCCAGUAGAGGAGUCACCUUCAGUUGAAACCGAAACGAAGGAAGCUGCACAGACCAGCGAAUCUGUUGUAGCUGAAAUCGUUGAAGAGGAGGAUGCAUUUGAAAAGGAAGCUGACUCGUUUGAAAUCGUGAAGCAAGUACAAGAUGCAGUGGAAACAGAAAGUGAAAAUGUAACAGAGACGACUGCUGACGAAACCAAAGAUACACCUUUGAUGGACGUUGCUGAUAUUAUUUCUGUUGAAGUCAAAGUAACGGAUGGUGAACAGUCAGUCGAACCAGCUGUGGAAGAAAUCGUAAUGAAAGAGGUUGCAACUGUUCAAGAGUCUGAGCCAAUCGACGAAGUAAAGAAAGAACAAGUGGCCAUCGAAACAGAAGGACAAACUGAAACAGAGAUGACAUCUACUGAAAUGCAGGAAACAACGUUGACUGAAGUUGAAGUUAAAGAUCUUGCACAAGCAAGUGAAUCAGCAGUGGACGAAAGCGUAAAGGAAGAGGUUCCAGCUGUUCAGGAGGCUGAGCCAAUUGAAAUAGUACAGGAAGAACAGGUGACCGUGGAAACAGAAGAACAGAAAGUUUCGGAGACGACCACUACUGAAGCGAAGGAAACACCAUUAACUGAUAUUGUUGAAGCUAUUUCGGUUGAUGUUGAGGGCCUUGUACAAAACAGUGAAGAACAAGUAGCAGCAGAACGUAUUUUCACAGAAAAGCCCGCAGAACAAACCACUGUACCGCCAGCUCCAGAUGUAGUCUCAGAAACGAUAAUCACUACAGAGGUACUGCAUGGUGCUUCUUCAACCGAGCCCGUAAUCUUAAGCUGCGAGGAAGCCACAGUUGAAGUGGUUUCUGUUAAUGAAGUCAGUGUUGAGGAACCAGAAGAAUCGUCAAGCAAACUGUUAGAAGAUUCAUUUACACGAGGACCGACCAUUGAAGAAAUUCAUGACGAAACUGUAGAUGCUUCAGAUGAAGGAAAAACUAGUGAUGAAUUCCCGAUUAAGGUUGAAGUUGAAAAAGUAGACACUUCUGAAAUGAUCUCAGAAGUGACUGACGAGCCGACAGUCACUAGCUCAGUUCCUUCAGUUACAACAGCUCCGGUGCUGGAUAUCAUUUCGGAGAAUCAAGAGGAUGCAGAACUUGCUGAAAUAGAAAAGGACGCUGCUGAGGCAAAACUCAUCGAACAGGUACGACGAGCUAGCCAAGACUACUACACAAAAGAGCACGAGGCCAAGGAAGCACUGGUGGAACGCACAUUGACUGAGGCUACAGCUGUAGCAACUGAAAUUGAACAAAUCGUCGAUCACAUAAUUACUGAAAAGAUUUCGCAUGUUAUUCCGCCUGAAGUGUGCAGUCAAGAUGUAGCCGAGGACCAAACUGCAUCAGAGGUUGUAAGUGAACCUGAAAAACUAGCUUCUUCUGCUGCAAAGGUAGUUGAAAGUAUCAUUAGUGAAGAAAAGGUUUCGGCGACGAGCAGCGUUACGUCAACGGUCCCUGCCAGUAGUUCCUGCCCAGCCGAAGCUAACAAUAGCAUUAACCAAUUGAGCACGAGUACUGAUACUAAUCAACCCGAAUGUCCCUCGACUCAAUCAUCUUCAACCACAUUGCCAUCUUCAUCUCCCGCUGUUGAUCCAAUUUCAUCAAAAAAUGAGCAGGAAGAUGAUUCGAUUGUUAGGGAUGCACCAAUUAGCAAUCUAAAUUUUGCCGUAGUUGAGGGAAUUCAAGACGCUGCCCAGCACGCCGCAAGCUCUGCCGAGCACGUCAUUUCCUCAUCCAUUAGCUGCACCACCACAACUACCAUCACCAGCUUGACGCAGCAUCCCGAAGCAAUCAGCAGUAGCAGCAGUAGCAGUAGUGCGGCCAUCAUUGAUCAAGUACCGACCAGUGUCAGCAACGUUACUAAUCCUAAAUUUCUUACUCUGAAUCUAGUUAACUAUAGUCCUAGUGGUAGUAGUGGUAACAAUAGCAAUAGCUCAGCAUCCGCUUUGACUCAAUCGCGUAAUGCUGCGGGCACUGCUGACGUCGCCGCCGUCGCCUCGGACAGUAGUGACCAACUGAUGGAACUCGAUCUGUUGCGUAGGAAACUGGACGAAACGGAGCUGGCCAUGGCCAAGAUAAUCGCCAAUAUGGGUGCCAUCCCGAAGGGCCAGGAAACAGAAGAAACCGACAAUACCGAAAUAGCUGAGAAGCUUACCGAGCAGAAUGGUCACGUGUGUAAACCCGUGGACGACAGUAGCAAGACUGUAGUAAGCGAAAUGCAAAAACAGGACGAACAGCUAGAACGCGAAGAGCUACUACAACAACAGGAGCAAAUGGAACAGAAGGAACAACAGCCAGAAGCUGAAGAAGAUGCUCCAAUGGUUAAGCAACAACACCUAACGGGUGCUGUUCCGAAGAAACGAGAAGUCAGUGAAGAUCGCAGUUUACUGAAGGUGAUACCCAUGGAGAAGAGGGCGGCCUACGAGCCAGGACAACAUUCCAGUCGUCCUGGAACUCCAGUGCAGCAUGUCACGCUGGAUCAGUCACUCAUCGAAGCCGAUGGAGCAGAGUCAAAGUGCAUCCUGCUUGAUGCUAAUGUGCCACAGAAGGUUUCGGUUGCAGAUUCGGAGCUUGCCGUCGAAACACUGGAAGCUAGUCAGAAAAGAAGUGAAGAAACGCCUUUCGACCUAAACCUGGUGGUGGUGUUUGAAUCGCUAUCGAACCUAAACCAGGGUCGUAGUUUGGAGGUCAACGUAUUAUUAGGAUCUGAACCGACCACCAUGGUUGCUCAACCCUCACCAACGGCCCGUGUGGCGUCACCAAUGAGGGAGGUGGUGCUUAGCGGAAUGAUGAAACUGUCGUUGGUGAAAUUGGAUGACAGCGUAAACAAACCUGCUGGCGAUGUCGUACUGAAAGCAAAGGAUGUCAAAAAGGGUGACACCUUUGGCGCAUUCGGUCCAAACGAAGAGUAGUGCAUCGAGAAGUUCGAUAGCGUUCCAGCGAAGGAAGCCUAAGAAUCAGCAACAAUUGAUAUACCUAACUAUGCAAACAUGACACAAUGAUUGCACGAGCUCAUAUUUUUCUAAAAAAAAAAACACAAGUUACAUAGAAAGGGUUAUACUACAGGUACUAUAGUAAUCCUGUUUCUAUUUUGACUGAAAAGGGCAGGCAGGUGAAUAAUCAAGCAAAUAAAAUAACGAAAGCGUGACAAUUUGGACACAAGCGGCCAAAUAUAAAUUUAAUUUGCUUCCAUGUUGUAUAAGUUGCACCCUAGCUUUCUGUACAUAAUUUAGUAACUCACACACAAAUCGGCUCAAAUUUAGGACUUCUUUGGUCCAACCAAAACUUCAGCUCAGAUAUAUACAAGAAAUGUAUGCUCACCAACGAACACAAAAUUCUAAACUUAUUUAUUCAUUGUUACAUUCGAUGUGUAGUAAACUUGCAUGCGUUUGUAAUUGUUACGAAACUAGUACAGUUCAACAAUAUUUCGAAGGCAAAAAUCGUCCACUGCGCAGCUUAUUAAUGGUUACUUUUAUAUCAUCAGUUGUUACCAGCAGUCUGUUAUCUUGCUUAAGUUGGUCAAUAGUAUAAUUUAGCUCUUAUUUAUAUAUCCGAAAACAAUAGUAUUUUUGUAUCAUCCGCAUCAUAAUCAGGUUACACAUGCAUUGGUUUAGAUUUUGUUAUUGUUUUAGACAAUUUUAUAGCCCGGGCAUCCGUUUGAACAGUCCUCUUAUACAUUGUUACCAUUAUAUAGCAGAUAUUCUGCCCACAAAAAAAGAACAAAAAUAGUUGUCGGAUUUAACUGAAUGGUAUAGUAAAGAAGAAUCGCAAUACAGUUAUAACGUGCAGCCAAACUAUUGUAACAGCGAAAUUGAUAAAAUAAAAGUGAUCAAGUUAAAGUUUGCAUUA
Messenger RNA from Ochlerotatus camptorhynchus, 9010 nucleotides. RefSeq lists its product as uncharacterized. Gene Ontology annotation, cellular component: intracellular membrane-bounded organelle; neuronal cell body; neuron projection. The record is from RefSeq and is a predicted model, not a curated record. Bases 907 to 8073 code for a protein of 2388 amino acids. The transcript has 12 exons. NCBI's taxonomy places the organism in Eukaryota, Metazoa, Arthropoda, Insecta, Diptera, Culicidae. Gene Ontology annotation, biological process: synaptic transmission, cholinergic; protein localization to cell surface.